Messenger RNA from Ictalurus punctatus (channel catfish), 2186 nucleotides. RefSeq names its product regulator of microtubule dynamics 3 (gene rmdn3). NCBI's taxonomy places the organism in Eukaryota, Metazoa, Chordata, Actinopteri, Siluriformes, Ictaluridae. The transcript has 14 exons. Gene Ontology annotation, molecular function: microtubule binding. The record is from RefSeq and is a predicted model, not a curated record. Gene Ontology annotation, cellular component: mitotic spindle pole; cytoplasm; spindle microtubule. The coding region runs from base 318 to 1730 and encodes 470 amino acids.
CGCUGGUGUACCGUGUUUUGUUUACAAGUUUAAAGAACGUUGCCGAUUUUCUUUUCUCACCCUCGUGAAACAGGACGGUGUUUUCCGUUUAAAACCGAAAGUGUCUACCCGUUUCUCGUAAAUGUGCGGAUUAACUUUUUUUUUUCGUUUUGUAUCUGGAAGCGUAGCUGAGAAGCUCAUGAGCGAGGUGCGCGUGCAGACGCGGUAUCGUUAUCGCGAUUAGCACGAGCUGAUGAUGACAUCACGUGAAGAAACCGGUGUGUGACCAGAAUUUGUGAUUCGACAUAGAUAUUAGCUGAAAAUAGACUGGAUUAAAGAUGAGUUCUCUGGGUCGGAACGGUCUGAUCGGUUUCGGUAUCGGUGUCACCGUUAGUACCGGUAUGAUCGCGUUCCUGAUCAUUAAAGAGAUGAUGCGGAGGAGGAGCGAGCGCCACCUACAGGUGUCCCGCAGCAGUGCGGGGUUUGCCGUGAGCAGUGCGGCUGUGGACGGGAGGAUAAACCUGGAACCGGACAGCAGAGAGGUGUUAGCAUCUGCGCUGAGCGGGUUAACUCCGGAGCAGCACGCUGAACUGAGGAAAUCUCUGGACGAGGUGAUGAUGAGCGUUUCCACUCUGCGUAGUGAAGUGGCCGAGCUGAGGAACGGCCUGGGGGACAUCGCCAGCACCAUCAUCGAGGACAUCAGGAAGGGAGUGGAGGAGGGUCAGAGGUCACGGCGGCGACGUCACUUCCUGUCGAGGGAACGUUCCGACUCGAUGAGCUCCAGCUCCAUCUACUUCACUGCUAGUAAUGGGAUGAGCAGUCGGAGCGAGGGCGGAUACACGACAGCUUAUUCGACCGCGGAGUCUGACUACACAGACCGAGAGACGGACAGAGACGAGGACCGCGAUGAGGACGAUGAAGACGAGGAGGAGGAGCGUAGCUGUGCUACAGUUCUGACUCUCCAGCCGGACGAGUUGCAGUCUGAGCAAGACGAAGUGGACGGUGAUGAAGAAGCGAUGAUGAGGAGUCCUGAACUCGCUCUGCUGCUGAGCCAGAGUGACAUCCUACACGCCGGGGAUUCUGGGAAAAAAACUGACGGAUUUUACCUGUUGAGGGAGAACAAACCGCUGUACAGUGAUAAUGUCGAGUUUCUAUGGCGACUGGCUCGAGCCUACAAUGAUAUGUGUGAACACGCAGAGGACGAGGAAGAGAGGCAGAGCUACGCAGAGCAAGGUCGUGAUGAGGCAGAGUCGGCGCUUCAGAGCAAUGGACUAAACGCUGAUUGUCAUAAGUGGUUUGCUGUGCUGACUGGUCAGACCUUGCAGUGUGACAGCAUGCAUGGUAAACUGAAGAGCAGCCACAUCCUGAAGGAACACCUGGAUCGUGCUUUAGCUCUCAGAGACGAUGACCCGCUGUGUUUCUACCUGCUGGGCCGCUGGUGCUAUGAGAUGAGCAGGUUGUCGUGGUUGGAGCAGAAGGCAGCAGCUGCUCUGUAUGAAACUCCUCCAUGUUCCUCUCUACACCAUGCUCUGGAGAACUUCCUCAAGGCUGAGGAACUAAAACCAGGAUUCUCCAGAGCAGUGAGACUCUACGUUGCCAAGUGUCAUAAGGAUUUAGGGAACGAAUCAGAGGCGAGGAACUGGGCACACCUGGCACUGGCUACACCCACUAACACCCACCAGGAGGCGAGUAUCUCUGGAUUGGAGGCGGAGCUACAGGCUUUGAUUGACAGCCCGGCUGAGCAGCUAUAAGGCGAUAGAGAUUAUUUUUCAUUCCCCCCCCCAGUACAGCAUAAUGGAUCAUUCCAAACUCUGAGAACAUUUUAAACUUUUCAAACACUCGUGUUUUAACACGAAAACUCCGACCAAAAUAACAACCCUCAGCACUGAACUCUCCGGAUGUUUCCUACGUAGGCACCCUAGUUUUAAAAGGAAAUGAUGGCAUGAUGUUAUACAUUCCGACCUUCUAGCACUUAAAGAGAAGAACUUUAUUAAAGCUGCUGUUCAGAACGUGGAGCAUGUGGAUUUAUCUCUGAUUAUUUAACACCUUUUACUCCGAUCGGCUGUGUUUUAUUUACAAGAUAACAAAGCUAUUUAUUUCACGUGUAACUUAUAAACCCCUCACGUGUGUGUGGGACGUGUGUUCUUAACAUGUUUGGUGCUGGAGUGUAAAGAAACCUGAAGGAAAUAAAGUCAAGCUGAGCCUGA